Arctia plantaginis is the source of this 258-nucleotide messenger RNA. The record is from the annotation of a GenBank genome assembly. Lineage: Eukaryota; Metazoa; Arthropoda; Insecta; Lepidoptera; Erebidae.
AUGCUUACUCUCUUGAACAGAAUAGAGAGAGCCAGUAAAGACCUGGGGCUCAAAAUUAAUAGGGCUAAAACAAAAGUCAUAGAUUUUGACAGAACUGAGAAACUGGCAAUUACAGAUUUCUCAAGUGAAGUACUUGAAGUGGUCGAGUAUUCUAUCUACUUCGGCUCCAACACACCCAACACCAGAUCAUCUGAAAAAGAGAUAAGGAGAUGCACCGGUGUGGCUAAAAGUGCCAUGUCUGACCUGGAUUUGAUAUGA